Molecule: messenger RNA, 1929 nt
Organism: Rhododendron vialii
Lineage: Eukaryota; Viridiplantae; Streptophyta; Magnoliopsida; Ericales; Ericaceae
Product: calcium uptake protein, mitochondrial-like
Exons: 7
Coding region: 77-1510 (477 amino acids)
Biological process (GO): calcium import into the mitochondrion; mitochondrial calcium ion homeostasis
Cellular component (GO): uniplex complex
Molecular function (GO): calcium ion binding
Source: RefSeq, a predicted model, not a curated record
UCCCUCUCUCUCUCUCUCUCUCUCUCUCCCUGGUACUGGUAACGCUGCUCAAAACCGUACAUACACAAUCCAUGCCAUGUCUUUCUGGACGUCCCUGAAACGAUCGCAGCCGCCGAUUCAACGCCUCCCAGCAAUCCACCGCUUCCAACACCGCCCCUUCUCCACCCCACCACCACCUUCUCUCAUUAUCCCAAGCUCCGACACCGAUUCAAGCAGUUUCAACUCUUUCCUGAGAUGGAUAUCGGGCAUCGCGGUGGGCUCCACUAUCGGCGUGGCCGGGUACUGGUUCUCUUCCUACGCCCCGAUUUGUCCGGAUAAGUCGGCGUUGUCUUUCGCUGACUGGUCACCGGUUGCUACUGCGGAUGUCUCGGUUGAUGAUCAGCCUUCGAACCCUAAGUUUCUCUUUGGAGAUGCAUAUAGGAGAAAGGUUUUCUUUAACUAUGAGAAACGCAUAAGGAUGAGGAGUCCUCCUGAAAAGGUUUUUGACUACUUCGCAUCUUUCCGGACAGCAGAGGGAGAAAUUUUUAUGACACCAGCAGAUCUGAUGCGGGCUGUGGUUCAUGUUUUUCCUCCAUCUGAGUCACACCUUGUAAGAGAUGGAUAUCUUAGAGGGGAAAGGUCUCCAGGCGACCUGCGGUGUGCUCCUUCAGAGUUCUUUAUGCUUUUUGAUAUGAACAAUGAUGGGCUAAUAUCUUUCAAAGAGUAUAUCUUUUUUGUUACGCUCCUAAGCAUCCCAGAAUCAAGCUUUUCAGUGGCAUUUAAAAUGUUUGACAUUGAUUGCAAUGGAGAGAUAAAAAGAGACGAAUUCAAGAACAUCAUGGGUUUGAUGCGAGCUCAUAAUAGACAAGGGGCUCUUCAUAGGGAUGGACUUCGAGCUGGAAUAAGAGUAGGAAGUUCUGUAGAAAAUGGUGGCCUGGUGGAGUACUUCUUUGGCACUGAUGGCAAGAAGUGUCUCCGACAUGAAUCAUUUGUCCAGUUUUUGAGAUCUCUACAUGAUGAGAUGGUUAGGCUGGAGUUUGCUCAUUAUGACUACAAAUUACAUGGAACAAUAUCAGCCAAGGAUUUCGCUUUAUCCAUGGUUGCUUCUGCUGACAUGAAGCAUUUGAACAAGUUGCUAGAUCGUGUUGAUGAAUUAAACGGAUCAAAUCUUAGUAACAUACGUAUUACUUUAGAAGAAUUCAAGAAUUUUGCAGAGCUGCGGAAACGACUGCAACCGUUUUCUAUAGCCCUUUUCAGUUAUGGAAAAGCAAGCGGUUUGUUGACAAGGAAAGAUUUUCAACGAGCUGCUUCCCAAGUAUGUGGUGUUUCUCUAACUGAGAAUGUUGUUGAGAUUAUUUUCCACGUUUUUGAUGCAAACCGUGACGGAAGUUUGAGCUCAAACGAGUUUAUUAGAGUUUUACAUAAGCGGGAAAGGGACAUUGCUCAGCCUACAGAGGCAGGACUGCUGGACUUCCCGUUAUGCUGUUGGAAUUGUGGAAAUAACUGCUCCAUUGCUCGGUUUCUUGCGUAGUUGAUUUUGGUUGCUCCUGAAAUUUGACACUAUGUGCUUGACAACGUCUCAGAUAGUCAACAUCUUUCUUGUACAGGGAGAGGCAGUUCAAGAAGGUGCUUAUCAGACAGCUUCAAUAGUUUUGGAGGUACCAAAUGUCAGCCCGCCUUUGAAUAUCUGCUAGAUUUAUGUUUGGAAUAAUUGUUGUAUAGCUCGUGUCGGACAAUCUUGGUGCUUAUUUUUUCCCUUUCUUUGUUUCUCUCUUUUUUCCCCCACCUGAUUGUGUGGAUGUAGAUUUGCUGGAACAACCUCCAUGAGAAUUGUAAAGUUGAAUAUACCCUGUCUGUACAUAGCUUUGACGUACAGCCUGAAUAUAUGACUCGGGGUUGUUAACUGGAGAAAUCAUGAAUGAACUUUCCUAAGGGAAGGGAAUUUUGUUA